Entrophospora sp. SA101 is the source of this 249-nucleotide messenger RNA. NCBI's taxonomy places the organism in Eukaryota, Fungi, Glomeromycota, Glomeromycetes, Entrophosporales, Entrophosporaceae. The record is from the annotation of a GenBank genome assembly.
AUGCCAGAAUUUUCCACAAUUACAGUUUCAAAAGUUGAUAAUGACCAUUUGCAAAGGAGACGGACAUUAAGUGAAAUGUACAAUAACAAAGAAAUUAAUUAUGAGGAUAGUGAAUUUGAUAUUGAACCAGGAAAAACUAUUAAAUGGUCAAUAGAGUAUAAUAGUAAUAAUCGACAUAUCAAUAUAAAAAUUCAAAAAAAAAUUGAUUCUUCUUCUAGUACGAAGAUUAUAUAUCUGCAAGGUUUUUAA